Messenger RNA from Ooceraea biroi (clonal raider ant), 4472 nucleotides. It is a transcript of the gene mlt, whose product is annotated as tubulin folding cofactor E like protein mlt. Lineage: Eukaryota; Metazoa; Arthropoda; Insecta; Hymenoptera; Formicidae. The record is from RefSeq and is a predicted model, not a curated record. Gene Ontology annotation, cellular component: cytoplasm.
AACACCCGACCGAAUGCGAAGCGGAUAAUCACCGUUGCGCGACGACGAGCACCGCGACGUUACCUCACCUCCGACGCAUCACGGCGCACGCGGAGCGGCGGUCCGAGGAUCGAACGGCGGCGCGCAGACAGAUGCUGUAAAAAUGCCGUCGUUGCUGGAAGCGCUGGAGCUAAAGUACGGCAGCUCGACCACAGACUGCUCGUUAACAGACGACGAGGCAGAGUCCGGCUCGCCCAAGGUCGCCCUGUCGGUGAGCAUCUUCAUCCCCAAGAAAUCUCCCCGACACACGGUGCCGGCGCUACUGGUGCUCCAGGACUGCGACAUCGAGUCAGCGGGCAAUGACGCUGAGAAACUCCGUAGCAAGUGCAAGAACGUCGAGGAGCUCGACCUGGCACAGAACAAGUUGUCACAGUGGGCAGAGGUGUUUGGCAUACUGCAGCAUAUGCCCAAGAUCAAGUUUGUAAAUUUGAGCUUCAAUUGUCUUGCGGAGGUGCUGGAGAUCAAGCACGGCAACUAUGACCUUCUGCGAAACCUCGUGCUGAACGGGACCAGAGUGUCCUGGUCGACGGUGCAAGGACUGGUGCGGCUUCUGCGCAAUCUUGAGGAGCUCCAUUUGUCUUUGAACGAGUAUAAAACUGUGAACUUGGAAUACCUGAAGCCCGAGAACAAAAACCCAGCGCUGAAGAAGCUACACUUCACUGGUAAUCCGGUGGAGAUAUGGAACGAGAUCUCAAAGUUAGGGUAUUUAUUUCCAAAUCUGAAGAGCCUCGUUCUCGCCGAGUGUCCGCUCAGGUCGCUCGCUCUGGAGGAAAAUCGAAAUUUACCGAACGUGGACGGCCACCGGUCGAAGGAGGAAUGUCACGGGCAGGAUAGCGCAAACAUGAAUCAUUUAGAUAUAGACGAGCACACGUCGUCGAUAGACGAAAAGGGAAACAGGAUAUUCGAGAGCAAAGUCAACUACGACAGAUCCGAAUCAGAAUCGGAGUCCAGCGGCACGACUAUCAAGUCCCCGCAUGAUCCCUUCAGGAUGCUGAGAUUCUUAAACUUGAACGGCACGUUGUUAUCAACCUGGGACGAAGUCGAGAGGCUCGCCAGGUUCCCAGUGCUCAAGUCGCUUAGGAUCCAAGGGUGCCCACUUUUUGAGAGCCCACGAGAGUACACGGAACACGAGAGGCGGCAGCUGCUAAUAGCCCGAUUGCCGAACGUCGAGACUUUGAACGGCGGCGGCGUGAUAUCGUCUCAGGAACGCGAGGACGCCGAGAGAGCCUUCAUACGUUAUUACAUGGACAAGCCGGAAGCCGAUCGGCCCGAGAGGUAUUCUGAGCUCGUGGCUAUUCACGGAAAGUUGGACCCCUUGGUGAACGUGGAUCUAACACCAGAGAAAAGGGUCAAGGUCACAUUCACUUACGGGGAUCUCGUCGAGGUACGGUCAGUAGAUGUAUAUAGAACAGUUUUCGAAUUGAAAACCAAAUUGGAAAGUAUGGUAAAAAUACCAGCUAACAGAAUGCGACUUUUCUACGUUGAUCAGGAAAUGAAGGCCCAAUAUGGACCAGAAGAAAUGCUAUAUCCAAACAAACAACUCUAUCGAUAUAACAUCAGGAACGGGGACGAGAUCAUUAUUGACAGCAAACUGAAUCGGUUCGCAUCAACGUCCUCGACAUCUUCUAUUCGUUCCUCCUGAGGAAGAUCGAUGAGUGAAUCAGGCGGUAUUGAAGAAGUCCGAUAAUCUCUUCGGACUUUGAUCUCCACUUAUUGCUUACGUGAUGACGUGAGGGUGGCCGAUAAAAUCGGAUGUUGCAGAUCAAUGUGGAAACGUCGCGCACAGAGUUUCAAAUGAUUGCGUUAAGCUCUAAGAACCGAGAGAGAGGUGUAAUGAGCGGGCAAAACCGAAUCGUUUUCCGAAAAUACUUGCAUUAAAACGCGUAAGUGAAGGAAUUAAACGCUUGCAUGAGGAAUCGCGUUUGGUUCUGCCGCACUGCAAAUACUUUACAGAAAUAACGAUGACUGUGUAAAGAGAAAUCUCACCGAAUUGGCUCACGAAAAUCCGAUGCGUUGAAAGAGAAAAAGCCCGAGACAUCAAGUUUUCUGAUUUUGAACGGUACGUUUAGAUGUCUUCUGAAGAUCACGAGUUAUCGCGUUUAAUGCAGGUUGACCAGGCGGUAAGAUUGCGCCCGGACACGCGACUUUAGAUAAUUAUUUCUUCGUGUAACAAACUCAUCCAAGCCUCAACGUAUAAACUUAAACUGCUACUAACAAGUCUGGCGCAUAGAGGCGCAUAACUAUGUCCGGUGUACGCACGUACACCCAUACAUCUUAGAUGAGUAGAUAGCUAUCGAUUUGUAAGUUUCCUUUAAUGUAAUAAUUCUCAUCUCUGUCUUAGGAGACAGAACGUAAUGGGGAAGCAGGACAUUGUACAUAGCGAAUUUCAAUCUCCAGCCAAAUUCAAUGUAGUUACAAUAACGAGAGCUAAAAAAAAGUAAGAAGAAUGACAGUCUACCGUCUUCGCUCGACGAGAGCGAUAGAAAACCCUCGUAGUAUAAAACGAUUCGAUUGAAAACGUUUCACUCGUGAUUUAUGCGACAUGUUCGCAAUCCUUAGCGGAAUGCCAACGACGACUGUGUGAUGGGACGCGUGUUUCGAGAUCGCCGUAAACGAAGAGAGCAAAAUAUUUUUGUAGAUCGCGGGCAGUUAUUCUUAAAGAGUAAGAUGUAUUCAUUCGUCACGAAUGCGUUUUGUUGCUCUUUCUUGAGCACCGAGCAAUGAUGAAGGUCUAUGGAGUCGGCGCUUGCAGCCGUGUUCUCUGCGUGUCGCGCGCGCGUAUUCGCGCACGUACGCGAGAACUCUUUUGCGAGGGCCAUUCAUAAGUAUGACAGUGCCAGGGAACCUCGCGCAAAAUUUUCCAGUGCUUAAAACUAACGUAGAACGUGUAUCGCUGUGGUUCCCAAGUGUCGUUCACUUACAUUGUCCAUCUUAACGCAGAUGUAACUCUUGCAUAGUAAUAGACGCGAGUCUCCUCUAAACUACUAAAUUAAUUAAUCGUAAAUCCGGCGCGGAAAUAAGAAUUCGCAAGCAGCACGCGUACUCGUAAGUUUUCUUCGCUCCGUAUAAAUUAUUUUGAACAUGUUGCGGAGCACGAUGAUGUAACGCAAGAACAAAUUUGCGAGAUCACGCAAGAGUUACGUAAAGUUACACGCUGCAUUGUUAUCGCCUGUUUUCAGUACGUACUUAAAUCGCAAGUUCAAAGCCUUCAGUUCAAGUACAAGUUCAGUAUCUUACGGUAUUGAAUUUUUUAAUUGUGAGAAUUAUGUUCAUGAAUUGUACGCAGUACGAAUAGACGAUUGCAUGUUACUGUAAUCACUUCGUUCACGAAGAGAAUAAACAGAGAUUGCGAUGCAUUGACAAGCGUACAUAGAAUCGCGACGGCUACAUUAAUUUCAAAUGUAACGACGAGAGAGUGCGUAUUUAUAUGUAAUAUCCAUUCUCCAUUCUGAAAAGUAUACUUCUCGGCUGAACGCUACAGGUAUCCGUACAUCUCGUUGCAUUUAUAGCUUAUCCCAGCUUUGAGGCACGAGCGAGCUUGCGAAAAAAGUUAAGUAGAAAGUUGUGACACUUUGUCCUCGAAUCCGGCGGCAGGAUGCCGCGAGACAUUCGGCUAAGCGUUAGAGAAGGGAAACGGACGGUAUACAAGUUUCAGUUUCUUUGCUCACAGGCAACGAAGCUUGAAGAGUCACUUAGUGCCUGCCUUUUAUGUACUAGCGUAAUUCUGGAUACUUCUAACACUGCCCUGUGAAUACCGUAAAGCGUAAUUCGGGAUGACCAGGUUCUCUGUAUGCAAGAAGAAACACCGACCGAAUUUUUGCAGCAGCAAACUUGCGCUUCGACAAAGAUGCGUAAUAAUUUUUGAUCUCACAAUCAACCGUUAAACGAACAUACAUGAAAUGUUCGUUCAUGAAAAAAUUCAAUCAAAAUGUUACCGUAUUAUUACGCAAAGUUUGAUAAUUCUCUAAUUAUAUCAUAAUUAUCGCGAGAAGCAAAUAUUUUUUACUUGAUAUUCAGUAAAGAGAGAAAGAAAUUAUGAUAUCGACGGCUAAUUAAUAUUUGUAUUUCAUCUAUAUGACUGCCAUACCUUGCUGCUCAAGAAAUUCGGCUAGACGUUUCUCAGACUCGCAGGAGCACCACGAUAGUCAGGAAAGUGUUGUCGAUUGCCGGAUCCCAGUGCCAACUCACAUCCUUCGCAGUGCUGUGCAUCCAUGCAUGGAGGGCACGAAUCGUUUAUUCGAUCUGAACAAUGGAAAGCGAAAGCGAAAAUCAGUCGCGUAAGAGGACAAGGACAGAUCGGUACUGGUAUCCUACGCUGCACGUGUCUAGUCUCAGAAAAGGAACUCUGCAUUAUUCUCAUUUUAUAUAAUAUGAUCCUUUUUUGUGCUGGCGCAAAUGUACGUACUAACGAAAUAAAUCGUUUAUACGAUAAA